Lactuca sativa (garden lettuce) is the source of this 3873-nucleotide messenger RNA. RefSeq names its product Pentatricopeptide repeat (PPR) superfamily protein. Gene Ontology annotation, molecular function: protein binding. The record is from RefSeq and is a predicted model, not a curated record. NCBI's taxonomy places the organism in Eukaryota, Viridiplantae, Streptophyta, Magnoliopsida, Asterales, Asteraceae.
GUUGUAAUUAGAUAGUAAUAUAUUGAUAAAAAGUUAAAUGUGUAAAUUUUUUAUGAAAAAAAUUGAAUUUUUUUGUUAUUAUAAUUAAUUUAUACAUAAAUAAAAAUUCUUUAGCUCCUGUAUUAAAAAAAAACAAGCUUAUGAAGAGCACUUCUAUAGUUCUAUACUUCUAUGUAGAACCAUUUACAGAGGCAAGAAAUCAAACCAUCCUCGAAAACGGGCUGUUCCCAACAAAUGAUUUUCUGUAAGCUUCCCAAAUCCAAAAGAUUCUCCACUUUCACGCGUUCCCCUUCCCGAUCAUCAUCAUCUUCUUCUUCUCGUGGCAACCAUCAAUCAAUUUUGUCACUCGUGACCCUCUUGAAAAGUAGUGUGAAUCCAUCUCUCAAACAUUACAACAACUUUCUUCUUCAACUCUUCAAAACCAAAAAAUUUCGAUUCAUUACACACUUCAUAUCUCAACUAAACUCCAACCAAAUCGAAGGAGAUCACAUCACACAUUCAAUCUUCACAAGGGCUCUUCUCAAACAACAUCAUUACGAAAAAGCAGUCGAAUUUAUCAAUACCCAGAUAGGAAAAACGCCAACCAUUUUACAAAAUCGGAUUUUGGAUUCGUUAGUCCAAGGUUUCUGUGUCAAUGCGAAAGACCCGGAAAGGGGGUUUUCGGUGUUGCAGGAUUACCUGAAGAUUGAUGGUAUAAUUCCUUCUUCUUUUACAUUUUGUGCAUUAAUAAGCUCUUUUAGUCGGCAAGGUAAGAUGGAUAGAGCAAUUGAAGUUUUAGAAGUUAUGACUGAUGAGAAAUUUAAAUACCCUUUCGACAAUUUCGUGUUUAGUGCUGUUAUCUCGGGGUUUAUUAAUGUUGGGAAGCCUGAGCUUGCUGUAGGAUUUUAUGAAAUUGCUGCAAAAUCCACUGCGUUACAGAUGAAUAUUGUCACUUAUACUUGUAUUUUGAGUGCUUAUUGUAGAUUAAAAAGAUUUGAACAAGUUUCUGAAUUACUUAACAGAGUUGAGAAGGAUGGAUUAGCAUCUGAUGUUGUGUUUUAUGGUAAUUUAGUUUAUGAGUUAUUUAGGGCAGGAACUGUAAUGGAGGCUUUGCAAAAGCAUAAUGAAAUGGUUGAAAGGAAGAUAGAAAUGGAUGCUAUUAGCUACACAAUUCUUAUAGAUGGUUUUUCAAAGGAAGGACUUGUGGAAAAGGCAAUAGGGUUUCUACAUGUAAUGGAAAAGGAAGGAAUUAGGCCGAAUUUGAUCACUUUUACCACAAUCAUAUCAGGAUUUUGCAAGAAAGGCAAGUUAGAAGAGGCCCUUAGGGUCUUCAAUUUGGUGAAUAAUUUGGGGAUGGAAGUGGAUGAGUUUGCAUAUGCUACCCUAAUUGAUGGAUUUUGUAGAAUUCAUGAUUUUGAUUUUGUGUUCCAUAUGCUUGAUGAAAUGAACGAAAAGGCUGUUCAUCCAAGUGUUGUCACGUACAACAUUAUAAUUAAUGGGUUAUGUAAAGUUGGGAGGACAAAUGAGGCGUAUGAUCUUUUGAAAGGUAUCCAUGGAGAUAUUGUUACUUAUACUACUGUGUUACAUGGCUAUAUCCAAGAAAAAGAUUCCAUGGGGUUGUUAAUGACAAAAAAGACCCUUGAAGAAGCUCAAGUUUGUAUGGAUGUUGUCAUGUGUAACACACUUAUAAAAGCACUAUUUCUCAUAGGGUCAUUUGAGGACGCAUAUACCCUUUACAAGGGAAUGCCAGAGAUGAAUUUGGUUGCAAAUCAUGUUACUUUUUGUACUUUGAUUGAUGGGUAUUGUAAAUAUGGUCGAAUUGAGGAAGCACUUGAAGUCUUUGAUGAAUUUAGAAGGACAUCAAUGAAUUCAGUCACAUGUUAUAAUUCCAUCAUCAAUGGACUCUGUAAAACAAAUAUGAUCGAUAUGGCCAUUCAAGUGUUCAUAGAGCUUAACGAAAGAGGUAUGCCUCUAAAUCCACAUAUCCACCAAAUGUUAUUACAUUCGAUUAUAAAAACGAAAGGCCAAAAUGGGAUUUUGGAUUUUGUUUCAAGAAUCAAGAAUUUGGGACUUGAAUCUUUUCAUAUAAUAUGCAACGAUGCUCUUUGUUGCUUGUGUGAUGGAGGGUUUUUUGAGUCUGCUAGUGAUUUAUACAUGUUCAUGAGAAACAAUGGAUCUUUUUUCACCAUAAACUCUUAUAAUUCUUUCUUGGAAUUGCUUGUUAAAGAUCAGGAAUUGGGUCUUGAAAAGAUUUGUGUAAGCGAUUUUGUGAAAGAAUUUGGAAUCUUUGACUCUAGAGUAAGCAAGAUCAUCUUACAUUACUUGUGUAUGAAAGAUAUCAACAUAGCAAUCAAAUUUCUCAAAUCAAGAAACAAUCUUAAAUUUCCAAUCCCUAUUUUCAAGAAACUAAUCAAGAAUGGAAGGGUCAUAGAUGCUUUUAACCUUAUGAUUGGAUCAAAAGAAAGACUACCCUUCAUGGAUGUUGUUGAUUACACCAUUCUUGUAGAUGCACUUUUCAAAGAAGGGUAUAUCCGGAAAGCUUUAGAGAUAUGUUGUUUAGCCAUGAAACAUGGAGUUACCCUUAAUGUCAUCACUUAUAAUUCAAUCAUCAACGGGCUAUGUCACCAAGGGUGUUUUCUUGAAGCAUUUAGACUAUUCGAUUCAUUAGAAAAGCAAAAGAUUGAUAUAACUCCUUCAGAAAUCACAUAUGCAACACUCAUUGAUGUUUUAAGCAAAGAAAGGUAUUUGCUUGAUGCCAAAGAAUUAUUCGAACGGAUGAUUUUAAAGGGUUUCAAGCCAAAUAUUCGUGUUUAUAAUUCUUUAAUUAACGGGUAUAGUAAGAUUGGGAAAUUGCCUGAAGUGUUAAAAAUUGUUGCUGAUUUGGAUGAAAAACAUGUGAAACCUGAUGAAUUUACAAUCAGUGCUGUGAUUAAUAGUUUUUGUAGAAAUGGGAACAUGGAAGGAGCUCUUGAAUACUAUUUUGAUUCAAGAACAAAUGAUCUUUUCCCGGAUUUAUUGGGGUUUUUCUAUUUAAUUAGAGGGUUAUGUUCUAAAGGAAGAAUGGAAGAAUCUAGAAGUGUUUUAAGGGAUAUGCUUGAAAUUGAAAAGAUUGUUGAUUUGCUAAAGAAAGUUGAUACAGGGGAUGAAAAUGAGUCUUUGGAUCAUUUUCUUGAUUCUUUAUGUGAUCAAGGGAACAUACGUGAAGCUAUUUUGCUUCUUGAUGAAAUUGUGAGGAUGUUUUUUCCUGUAGGAAAGAAGUUUGAUGAGGGAAGGAUUGGAUUAGGUGGAUCUCAACUGUUGAUUUCUGAUCAAGAUGAUGGGGUGUGUGAUGAUUUUGAGGCUUAUUAUAACUUACUUGCUUCACUUUGUUCUAGAGGAGAGUUAAAGAAGGCGAAUAAAGUUGCAAAGUUGCUUUCUGGUUUUGAUGGAGGAUGAUUGAUUGAAAAAUGAAAAUGUCAUUUUCUUCAUGUUUGAUGCAAUUUGCAGGAUCAUGAAUGUUACCAAUAACAAUGAGAUUGGAAUGUGCAACACAAAUUUGUUACAUGGCAACUAUUUUUUAAGGUCAGGUUUGUGGAUUAUAAGUUGCAAAAUGGAAUGGGAAAUUGGUAAUCCAUAAGCUUCAAAGCACAAAUGGAAUUGGGGAUUCCGACCUUUGAUCCACCUCAUCAUGUAUGUAAAUUAGCAGCACUCAGAGGGGAGAUAAAUGGAAAGCGUUAUUGUAAGAGUUGUGUUUACCUUCUUAUUGAUCUUUGAAUCCUCAAAGUGGAGUUUGAGUUUAUAACAAUUUAACUUGAAUUCUCAUUGAGUUUUCAGAGUAUUAUGUUAAUAUGUAUGUAUUUGUAAUAAGUUUUUUUGGUUACGCAAAAUUAUAAAAAAGCGAUUUUACUUUUGUCA